Pocillopora meandrina is the source of this 14943-nucleotide messenger RNA. NCBI's taxonomy places the organism in Eukaryota, Metazoa, Cnidaria, Anthozoa, Scleractinia, Pocilloporidae. The record is from the annotation of a GenBank genome assembly.
AUGGCGGCCAGACUCAGGGGAAGAGGUGUUUGCGAAGUGAGGUAAAUAUUGGUUUGUCGAGUUCUGAAAAUGUUACCCAGCGUUGUUCCAGGUUUUAAAAAGAGGACCUAAGUUACUCAAGACCUGUUAGGUCGAUUUAUUAGGGAAAAAAUAGAACAGAUCCUUGGAUUUGCGUUUACCCAUUUUUAAGUUCUCUUUUUAGCCCUUCCCCGACCAUGGAAAUUCUGUGAUACUUAAGAUGUAUAUUUUGGAGCCUACAGAGUUAUAUAUCUUAAAUUGGAUGUAUUCAACCUUUGCUUGAUAGAAAUUGCCAUGAUAAGUUAGUAUGAUUCGAAGUCCAUUGUGGUGACGCGUUGGUAGCAACAAGAUAACACAAUGAUUCCUAAGAUGAGAAGUCUGAGAUGUCUUCAUCUUCGCUGUUUCCGCCUGUUUCACCCACGGCAUUAUGUCAACGAUCAAUCGAUCAAGCCUAAAGCUGUUGCAUUUGACAUGGGAGGGGUGGUGCUCCCCUCACCAGUCCCCCUGUUUCAUCAGUUUGAAGAUAACCAUGGUCUCCAAAGAGGUUCCAUUGCUGCAGCUAUUAAUGCUGGUGGUGAAAGAGGUAAAAUGAAAACUAUUAUGGGUCAUGAAGUUCUCAAUAAAUGAUACAAGGGCAGAUUUAGGGGUGAGGUGCAUGGGGUGUGCACCCUGCUCCCUGAUAUAACCUGCAGCUUUCUAACAUAACUUCAUGGUUACACAACAUUUGCUGUAUUGUUUACUAUGUAUUUUCAACAGUUCCAUUAAUAUUAUUUUUUAGUUAUUAGCCAUCUUCUUUAUUAUGUGCUUUAAUUUUUUUUUUACGUCCCCCUUUCUAAGAAAAAUCUUGGAUCUGCCCCUGUGAUAGAAUGUGCAAAUGCCUUGUCUAUUGCUGGUUAAUCAAUUAAGUAUUCAGUCAAUUUUGAGUUAUGCAGUUGAUUCAGAUAUUAUAUCAGUCAGUAGGUGGGUUUGUCAUUAGGCCAGUUAGGGGAAUUGAUCAAUCCAUACAUUGCCAUUACUUGCCCAGUUAGUCAUUACCCCUUAAACCUGCUACUAAGUUAUUUUGCACAUGAGGUCCAUAAUUCAAGUAGCAGCUGUUAGCCCUUUAACUCUGAUCCAGAAAUUUUCCUUGCAACAGUAAUGUGAUAUCAAGGACACAAGUAAUGAGAAUGAAGAGAAAUUUUCGACAAGGGGAUUAUUUGUUGAUCCAAUACCAAAUUUUCCAAAUUAUCAUCAUGAGAGUUGCAUGAAAGACAGAAAGGAGAGCUACUGAUGAGAUCUUACAGAUGAAAGGGUUAAUCAGGUCAAUUAGUUGGCUUAAGUUGGUUGGUUGCCCCUCUCCCUUUUUAAUAGUUGACAAAAGUGGUUUUUGUAAUAAUUAACUUUGAUCAAAAUGAAACUUCUGAUUAUGAUUAAUGACAUUGCUACUCUUUGUUAUGAACAACAUCUUAAAGCAUUGGAUCACAAUGUAGCCUGGACAUAGCCUUUUACAGCUUUCAAAAUAUUACCUAUAUUCAGAAGAAGUUCAUUUAUGACUGAAGAAAGUACAUAUUAAGCAAUUCUGUAUUAUGAAACUUAAACUUUUCAUGUUACUUGUCAUUAAAAUGUCAGAUUUAAAAGUUUCAUGCGUAGUUACUCUAACUUUACUGAUUAAUUGUGUCUUAUUUUAGGUAUCUGGGCACAGUUUGAAUGUGGAACUCUUUCACCUGAAGAAUUUUCAGACAAGUUUGGAGAAUACCUGCAGUCAGUAACUAGCAAAAGUGUGAGCGUGAAAGAUCUAAUUGGUGGCAUUCAAACAGCCAUGGUAGAGCCCCAUCCUGAAGUAAUAACAGCUAUUCAGUGUAUAAGAGCAGAGGGCCUAAAGACUGCUUUGAUUACAAAUAAUUGGUUGAUGGACAAUGGGAGGUCAUUUUGUCCAGUAGAUGGAAGACAUUUUGAUCUGGUAAGAAGCUCACUGGUUCAGGGGAACUCCCUAAUUUUUAAGAAAGGCCUGUGGUACUCAGAUUAACAAGAUCAUGAAAAUGAAGAAAUGAGGAAUGGGCUGUUAGGUCAGCUUUUAUGGAGAGCCGAUGAACAGGGACUGGUAUGGUUUUGUUGUAUCUUUUAGGAGUUCAUGGAGAUCCUGUAAUUUUCUUGAGGAUGAUGAGAACCAAGUAGCAUCAGACCUUUUUUUAUACACUACAAAACAUGAUUGGACAGGCAACUGACUGUACUAAAAUUCCUUCCUCCACCUCUUAUGCUCUAGUUUCCUUCUUAAAAGAUGGUUUUCUUACAAAAUAAGCCUUCACUUCUUGUGUUUCUCUGGCUCCAAUUCCAUCGUUUAUUCUUCCCCUUGCACCUCCCUUUUCUUGUCUUCCUCAUCCCUCCACUGUUCUACCUCAUGCUCAGGCACUUCUUUCCAUUUUUUUUCUCCCUUUACUCCUGACCACUUUUUAUUAAUCUUCCUUCCUUUACACCUUUCUUCAACCCUCCAUCCUUUUCCCUCCUCCUUUUUAUUUUCAUAAUCCAAUCUUCAUUUCACUUUCCUAUUCUCUACCCUUAAUUCACCCCAGUUGCUUCAUCUCCUUCCCUUUUCUUCGAUCUUAUCGCUUCUCGUAACUACACCAUUCACCAGUUUUUCCUCAGUCUUGCUUGGUCCUUCUCCUGUCAUUCACCUUGGCUUUAAGUUCCUCACUUCUCUCUCAUAUUUCAGCUCUUUCUUUCUCAAUAAUUACAUUCACCCUUCUUCCUUCAAUUGCAAGUUUUAACAUGUGGAUAAUGAUAAACUGUAAGGUUUUAGAGUCAGUAUUGGAGGGUUCAAGAAAACCGGAGGAAAAAUUUUACCACAAGUUGUUGGACAGGCUCAAGAUGAAUCCCGAGGAGGUGGUGUUUUUAGAUGAUUUUGGCAAAAAUUUGAAACCAGCACAGAAAAUGGGAUUUCAAACAAUAAAGGUAAAAAGAAGGUGGCAAGGAAUUAAAGAAAAUUUUGGUGAUAUCAAGUGAGUCGAUAUAACCAAAAUUAUCUUUUUAUAUUCCUCUCACUGACGCAGCACCACAUUCUCUUUAGAAACUUACCCUCUUUAACCCUUUAAUUCUCAUAGGUGACCAAGAAAGAAUUUCUCCUUACCAAUAUGAUCAAUAUGAUAUCAACCAGAUAAGUGAUGACAAUAAAGAAAAAUAUCAAUUUGGGGAUAAUUAGUUGAUCCAGUACAAAAUUCUCUGAACUAACAUUAUAAGAAUUGUAUGGUUGACAGUAAGGGGAAUUACUAAUUUGAUCUGGGAGUUAAAGGGUUAAGGAAUUAAGGUAGUCUUGGUGAUAAAUAGAUUACAAUGAAGAAGGGAAUGACAGAAUUACACUGAUGAAAAAUGGCAAACUUUUGAAGUUAGUGGAUACAUGAUGUACUAAGGCCAUCAAGAUUGAUUUUAAAAACUAUCAGUUACUUAUUAAAGGUAUUGGAAUUUCUUUUCUUUAUAUCAGCAAAUAUGCUAAGGCCGCUAACUGAAAAUUAGCCUAACACAGUACAACUUCAAGCCAACUAAAUGUUUUUUGUAAUCAAAUUUUUUUUUUUAUCUUUCAAAAGGUUGAUGACAUAAGAAGUGCUUUGCAUGAGCUGGAGAUCAUUCUUAGUUUUCCACUUAAAGGUAAACAGACAGAAUUAUGAAAAGACACAAGAUUCUGAAGUGAAUCUCACGAAUCUACAAUAAACUGCUUUUUUUCUUGUACUUUUUUCUGUUCAGGUUUUGUUGCUGGGACCACAGCUGUGCGUAAAAGUCACCAGAUUCCUGUGGAGUCCCUUGUUAGUUACCUGAAUAAUGAACUUGGCUUAAAGCAGGAAGGUGAUCUCAAGCAUUGAAAAAAAAAGACUUAAUCUAGUCUGUGCUAUUUGUCAGUGACCUGGGUUGUGAAGCUUUCUUUAGUGUAAAUGUGUAACAUCUUUUUGGCCUUGGUGCUUUUGAUUAAAGGCCAUUUAAGCCCGUUCAUUCCCAAUAUUUUGAUGGAAAUUCUCCUUACUGUCUGCCUUACAUUUCUUUUAAAAUUCAUUUUGAGAAUUUGUUGUUGGAUCAAAUGGUAAUCCCUCUCUUAAUAUUUUUUACUAUCAAAUUUUUAAGUCUGAAUAUUGCAUUUCUAGUGUUCUGAGUGGGUUACUAAUUAAACUCUGGUCAUCAGCUCAUGUUUCAAGUCACUGUAUGUAAAAAUGCAUAAUGCCAACUGCUGCAGAGCUGAAAAAACCCCAAAUGUCCAAACAUUCAGGACUUAAUGACAUGUUAUAAAACAAAUAUUCAAGAUUUUGUGCAUUUAUGUGAUUAUGCCAUUGUUGCUCCUGCAAAUGAAAGGAAACUUACAGAAUGUGAACUCCUGUUUUAAAUUUUUCAAUUGAAACACAAGUUGAAUAGAAAUAACAGGACUUUAAAUUUAAAAACUUUUCAGUCCUGUUGUAGGUUUUUCAAUUUAUCUUGUGGUUUAUUUCAGGCCCCCCAAUAAUUCGUCAGUUUAAACAUGGUCAGUCCAAUCCCACUUACUAUGUGGAAUAUGGAGGACAAAAGCUGGUGAUCAGGAAAAAACCUGUGAGUGAUGACUUAUGGUCAAGUCUUGAAUGUUCGGAAAUCAUUACUAGUGCCAGACCCAAAUAAAGAAGUAUUAAUUUAAAAAUCUAUUGUACAUAACACAUUUGCUGGCCACAAGUUCAGUUUUGUAUUUUUGUAGCUACCUGUGAUCUUUUCUGAUUUAUUUUUGUUCCUCUUUCAGCCAGGAAAGCUUCUUCCUUCAGCUCAUGCCGUGGAAAGAGAAUAUAAGUUAGUUUAUUCUCGUGAUUUGUUAUUUUAAUUCACGUCCAGUCAUUUACUCAUAUGGUCUUGUUAGCUGUUAGACCAUGAAACUUUCAACAUAACAAUAAGCAAGCACAAUUUAUUGAUAAAACCUUGCUUGAACAAGCACACGCAACAGAGAAAGAGAGAGAAAAAUACCAGUCGUCUCUAAUUAAUAACCUGUUCCCGUAUAACACAAAAGAAAUCUCAUCUGUAAAAUAAAAAUCCUACACAAUUUUCAAUACCAUAUGGUAUAAAGCAUAAAAUUAUAUCAACACUACAGGGUGAUGAAAGCACUUGGAUCUGCUGGUGUUCCUGUUCCAAAAACUCUAGCUUUGUGUGAAGAUAGCAGGCAAGUUAUCCUCUCUAUUCUGUAUGCUAGAUAUAUUUCAAAUUGCUCUGAUCUGUUAUGCUUCAAGUUCUACUAAGCCCCUGCCCCCUCUCCCCUCUUGCUUAGUUCAGACUUCAUUUUUGUUAGCAGAAAGGAAAUACUGAGUGAAACUCGUUAGGUUUUUUUUUCACCCCUGUGGAAAAUCAUAUUUCUGUCAAAAGUGAAGAUGAUUGUGGGUCGUCUCUUCGGCUGUCUCACGGUCGUAUUUCGUUUUUAUGAGGGAAGCCAGGCGUUUGACGGUCGUUUGUCUUCGGUUGUCUCUCGGUUUUUGCUCGUUUGUUGGGCGUCUGUCAGUUAUCAGUGACUUGUUGAUCGUCUUUCCAUCGUCUUACGGUUGUCUGUCUAUUGCCAGUCGCUUGUCUGUAGGGCGUCGUACGGUUGUCCGUCAAUUGCCGGUCGGUCGAUUGUAGCCGGCCGUUUGUCAACUGUUGCUGACCAUUUCUCCGAGUACGUGUCGGUAAUCUGUCGGCCGUCAAUUGACCUACGGUCAGUUUAGUGGAGCUUUUCUUCAAUUUUAUUAACAAACAGUUAUUCAUUGUUUUCCCCUCCUUUACAUGAUAGCAUAAUUGGAACACCAUUUUAUGUCAUGGAAUAUGCUCAAGGACGGCUAUUCAAGGAUCCAUCUUUGCCUGGCAUGUCAAUGGAGGAGAGAAAAGUAUGUAAAUCAUAUAUUUUUUGAGUUGUUUUUGAAAGUAAUCAAAGAACCUAGGUCGCAUGAUUGUUAGUCCUUAGAGAGUUGCCUUUAGGUAGAAGGAAACCUUGAAAUAUUGACUCGCACGGAAGAAAAAUAAGUACGAAAGAGUCGAGAAGGAACCAAUGUUUAGUAAGGAUGGAGAAGAUUACAUAUUCAUGUAGAUUAAGAAAUGAAGGGUGGUCAAUUUUAAGCUAGGUUAUUCUGGUACAGCUCCUUUUUGAGCUUGGUUGUCCGCUUUGUAGCAUCCGACUUAGCGUUGAUAACUAGGGACUUCAUUUUGGACUCAGGGCUCACGUCAAUGGCUUUGCCUCAAACUUGCGCAAAUUGUUAAUUUUCUUCAGGAGAUUUACCACGCAAUGAAUGAAACUCUUUUCAAGAUUCAUGAUGUUGACAUUGAUGCUGUUGGACUUGGAGACUUUGGUAAACGAGGUACGUUCGUCCAGUCAGAACAGUUUACCAAUUGAGAGUUGAAAUGAUCCGAAAUAGCGUUGGUUUUCAUUUACUGCACAGGGGCAUUGGCCCGACAAUCGGAUACAAAACUAAAACCAGUUUCAACUAAGUUUCAACUUGGUUACUUGCGUUUCCUCAUAUUUGAAGCUCUAUAACCGCCAUCCGUCGAGCAGCUAGAGUUAUCCUCUCUUAGCGCAAUGUUUCCAACGCGUUUAUUGGUUUUACUUCACGACAGCUGUUCGUCCGAUGUUUCGUUCAAAAACUCGCACCACUCUCUCGACCAAUAAGCAAAGUGCUUUUUCCCGCACUGUAUUCUGAGUUCUCAUUGGUUCCUUGUGGAAUUUAAGUUUUCUUUGAUUGGCCGUCGAUAUUGCUUUGGUUUUGGAUUUGCGACUCUAAAGCUGAGAAGUAUCGUUAUAAUAGUGUAUCAUUUUCUAGGGCUGCCGCUGUGCUAUCGAAUUGUACCCACAAUUUGUAACCCUUUAAGUGGAAAUUAAACUUCUCUUUUUGUCAGGAAUGUUAGUUAGAAGUUCUCUCUCUUUACAUAGGAAACUAUAUUCGACGUCAAACAGAGAGAUGGGCCAAACAAUACGAGGCCAGCAAAACACAUGAAAUACCCUCAAUGGACAAACUUAUUUCCUGGCUAUUGGAGAAUGUACCAGAAAAUGAUACAACAACAGUUGUUCAUGGAGACUUCAGGUUAGCAUGAGAAAUUCUUUGUUUUGUGCCCUUGAAUGGCUGCUGAAAUGAGAAUCAAAUCCAUCUCAGUUGCUUUAACGUUAUUUCACGUGAGCUGACGUGAAGUCACGAAAUGUGAUGCGACGUGACGUAAUUUAAAGUUACGUGACGUGACUUGGAUCGAAGUAGUACAAAGUAACGUAUCAGUUGUCCUGAACGGUUUGUUCUUAGUAGUCCUCGUGACAUUUUAUCGCUUUGUUGCAGAUUAGACAAUUUGAUUUUCGACGAAAAAAAGCCCGAAGUAAUAGCAGUGCUAGACUGGGAACUGUCCACUCUUGGUGAUCCAUUUUCCGACUUGGCAUACAACUGUCUGCCACAUCACCUACCUCCAAAUUUCCCAGCUUUGACAGGUGAUAGCUGACUCGUAACUGUCUUUCACCAGCAAGCACGCAGUUUUCUGUGUUACAAGUAGCGGCUGAACUAUAUUUGUGUGUUGAUAAAAAGAAUAUUGAAAGAUAGAGUUUAUGUCAUGUCGUUGUUUUUCUUGUAGGUGGGGAUGGGGGGGGGGGGGGGGGAGAGCCUACGGAUGUUAAAUUUUAACUGAGGAUAGAACUGAACCACAGCACAUUUGUGAAAAAAUAUAGGUGUGGAAAUGUUGAAUUCUUUCUCUCCUGAAGAUCCUUCAGUUGCUUUAGUUUUCAGAGAUUCGAACAUGACAAACCUCUUUCUUAUCCUUAUCUGGUUGUUUGUUUGUUUGUUUAUUAGGUUUUGCCGACCGUGAUCCCAGUUCUCUUGGCAUUCCAACCGACAUUCAGUACAUGCAGGAGUAUUGUCAGCGAGCAGGCAUUCCAUCUGUCGAAAAAUGGAACUUUUACAUGGCAUUUUCAUUUUUUCGCGUUGCUGCCAUUCUUCAAGGAGUCUACAAAAGGGCACUUCAAGGUAUUUCUAAAUAACUUUUCGUAAAGUUUUCUGAAUUAACACGCGUACUCAGUGAAAACCAUAACUAUGUUAGAGCUUUGAGUAUCUAACCUGACAUUAACUUUGACUUGUUAUCUGUCUACUGUUGUUGGGUUAGGGGAGGUGUAGGUGCCCUGGAACUUAAAUAAGGGCAUUGAUCCAAAGUUAAUCACCUGCUAUUCUGCUGUAUUCUAGCUUUCGCUAGCCAGAAUUGCAUGCCUCAAGUCUGACUUGGCCUAGAUUACAUUUUGCUUUAAUUUUACAUUAUUGUACCUAGCCCAUUAUUUGUCUUAAUGGCAGGUCAGGCCAGCUCGGAAAAUGCCAAAGCUGUGGGUGUACUGGCUGAGUCGAUGGCGAAGACCGGGUGGAAGUUAGCCUCUCAAGGCACUGGACCCAAUGGUCAUACUGAUAGAGGGAAACUGGGAGGAACAAAGAGAAUGUAUUCUACUUCUGCUCAUGCCGGUUCUCCAGGUUUGUUAAGCGAACAUGUUGCUACUGGAUAACUGCUUAAUACUGUGUAUUGGUGAAUUCUUGCUAAGAUUUUUUCGUUAAUACACAUGUGUUAUCUGACCCCAGCAGUAGAAACUAGCAGAAUAAAACUCUUUAAGUAUGAUCUCGGUAUGUUAGAAAAUUUUGGAAACAUAACUGGAUUUUUUCUCCAAGAAUUUAUGGUUCACAAUCGGUUUCAUCACCCACCAGUUUCACAGAUUUUUACGGCAAACAACUUUAAAUCAUUGCUUCUAAUCAGCUAACACUUUGCACUCUAGGUUUGAUUUUGAGGUACGAAGCAGUUUGCCUGCGAUUCAUUUAGUUAACUUUCUUUACACUGUACAAAUGCCAGGUCCGCUACCAUCUGACCUGAAGUCCCUUCCGUCUCGCGUGCAAGACAUGUAUCAACAACUGACUGACUUCAUGAGUGAGUACGUGUAUCCGAACGAGGCUGAGCUCAGUAGGCACCAAGCCUCUGAAGAUUGUUGGACGCCUCAUCCGCUGGUAGAGGAAAUCAAGGUAGAAGUGAGCUCUUUUAGUGAUAUAUCAUACUUGGGCGUUAAAAGGCAUGAACGAUGUAGUAAUAAGGGAAAAUGGAAUCGAUUUAUUCCUCGUGAUAAUGAAAACAAAGAGGUAAUCGUUUGCAACAUCUCUCUCAGCAUAUGUCCACAUUUUUAUCAGGUUGUCCGACAUUUUUAGGAAAAACGCCGUCAUAAAAUUAAAAUGAAAUAGCCAGCUGAAAUUGUCUACCAAAAGAAAUGCGCUCUUUGAUCAGUCCGCUGAAACGGCGAUCUUAGAUCAUUUUUAUGCGCCCCGAACGAAAGCUCACAAUGCUUUUUUAUGAACGGUUUUUGCCCCUUCUUUUGUCUUGCCACACGUUUAUUGUGACGAAAAUUAUUUGAUUCAACCUUUAUUAAGGGACCUGGACGCUUAUGCUUUUUUUCUUUCCUGAAAACACUUUCAAUAACCAGGAAAAAGCCAAAUCCGUGGGUCUGUGGAAUCUGUUCAUUCCAAUUGAAGCGGAUCCGGAAGAUAGAUAUGGUGCCGGACUGACGAAUGUUGAAUACGCUUUCUUGUGCGAGGUGAUGGGAAGAUCAAUAUACGGACCCGAGGUUAGUCCGGUUUGAAAUAGUGAUCAAUGUUGGUAUCUGAGCAUCUGGUAUCUGUUCGCUUACCCCUCCUCUAACCAAACAACGGUCAACUAACAACAAAUUAGGGUUAGGGGAGGGGUUGGUGUGCAGUUGCUCAGAUACUGUCAUUGAUCCGAAAUAGCUACUUCUGUUGAUUGGUCAUUCAAACCCUAUUAUUUUGUUACAAAUGCUGUAAAAUUUUGUAAGCAAAUCAGUUCUUUACUGUUCAACUGCCUUUCUUGCGUGGUAUGUAUGGCUAUCAUCAUUUCAUUGCGGGAUGUUUCACGCAAGAUAUCAUUUCAAAUGCCUGCUGAAAUUGUUGUCAGGCGAUCUGUUACACUAGAGAGGAGAUGAAACGUUUUAAGAGUUUGGUGGUAGAUUUUCAAAGUAAAUUUGUAUUUUUUUCGCAAAUAUCGUCUUAUCUUUCCUCGCGUUAACAGAUGUUCAACUGUUCUGCUCCAGACACUGGCAACAUGGAAGUUUUGAUCAAAUAUGGCACAGAAGAACAGCGGGUAUGUUAUCACCCUCAAAAGUCAUGAAAAUGGAUUUGCCCCUUGAGUCUUUCAAAAAAACCAGUGUAGGUUCCUAAUGAAAAUUAUUUCUAAAAAACUGAUUUCUACUUGAUUAUAAUCAAGGUAGAAGGAAGAGGUAGAAUUUUAAUCUACAGCUGUUCUUUUUUCGCUGUCGACUGACGAUAUCGUUGUGCCUCUUACACACAGGAAGGUUGGUUGCGUCCACUUUUAGAUGGAAAAAUAAGAUCGUGCUUUGCUAUGACAGAACCUAAGGUCAGUUGUCUAGUAACAGAUAACAGUUUGAAAAUACCCAUUCUCUUUCAUUUGGAAACUACUUUGAUAGUUUUUGGGCGGUUGUUAAUGUUACAAGCGUUCAAAAAGCUAUUUGUUUGCGGUUUACUCUCGUAUUACUGAAGAGUUCAUUGUGGCACUGGGGAUUCUUUAGAUUUUCCUGAUUGUUGGCAUCCGCUGAAGGCUUCAAAAUGUAAAUCUGAAGCUCAAGGCCAUCUUCUGUCUUUUGUCUCAGUCCUUUAACUCUCAGAAGUUACCGGAAUAUAUAACUUCUUGCAACAUCACUAUUUCUCAAGGAAACUGGAUAUGACGAGGGAAAUGUAAACUUGAGAAUAUAGUAAACCUUAGAAUUCUCUUAAGAGAUCGUCCAUCGCCGUUUUUAACUGAGGAGGUGGCCGUAGAUCUGGGGGGGGUGAAAUGAUUGUAUUUUUUUUUCUUCCGAUAUUCCUAAAGGAACUCGGUACUAAGUGACACCCAGCAUUGCUUUUAGAGUCUCCAGUAUCACAUGUUUCACAUUAGAUUUCCUAACAUAUCAGUUCCCUCAACAUAUGUGUAUCAUGCUUGUAGGUUGCCUCUUCGGACGCCACUAACAUCGAGUCUUCAAUCAUAUUAGAUGGCGAGAAUUACAUCAUCAAUGGACACAAAUGGUGGACAUCAGGUUUGUCCCAAUAUUUGGAUGAUUCCUUUCCAUUUCUCACAAGCCACGGCUGAGACCCCAUUAUAUUAUUGUAGUACAAGAGAACAAUUUCCCCCUUGAUUUUGAUUUUGUUAGGUGAUUAUUUUCAAGUGCGAAUUUGUCUUUUUAUGCAUUUUCAAACAGAAAUGAUUUCUUUGUCCUUUGCAAUAAUUUUCUCUUAGACAGUUUUCGACCGAUCUCUUGUUCGCUUGUUAGUUCGUUCGGUCUUCAUUUUCGAUCGUUUUUUCGUUCGAUCGUUGGUUCCUGCGUCCGCUCAUUUGAUCGUUUGUUUGUUUGUCCUUUCGUUUAUGUUCUGCUUAAUUCUUUCUCUGUGCUCAUGACAGGUGGUAUGGAUCCUCGAUGUAAGAUCUGUAUUUUCAUGGGAAAAACUGAUCCUGAUGCUCCAAAACACAAGCAACAGGUAAUGCUCGCCAACACCAUAACAAAUGUCGUACUGGUAAUCUCAAAUUUCCAAUUUCUUUCAUAACCAACCAGCAUGAUUGUAGCCAUACCUGCCCCUUGUUUUCUCCACGGGCCAGCUGCUGUGUUGUAGAUAGUUUCCAAUCAUUGGAGUGGUAUUCCAUCUAGAGGCUGGUUGCCCACGGUGGAAGACCCUGAAUGCCCUAGGCACCCACCUUACAUUUAAGCAAGGCAGCUGUUAACUGCAAGUUAGUUUGGAUCAGAUUAUCGUUCUUGCUGUUUUUAUUUCCAUAGGUAAUUAUAGAAUCGAUCAUAAUUUCUCCAGGUCCUUUACUUUGUCUUGGAUCCCCACAGAGGGUUUCUUUGAAAGGAAGAGUCGGUGAUACAUCGGAAUGUCUUAUUCUCUUAUUAUAUUACAGGCAAUGAUUCUUGUUCCCAUGGAAACGCCAGGAGUCACGGUGGUGCGACCCUUAUCCGUUCUGGGUUACCAAGACCCACCGUGUAAGUAAAUUUUAUCAUUAUUAAGGGAUUUCUAAAUCGACAAAUCGAAACUCUGAGUAGUCUCUAAAAUUAACUUCAUCUCACAAUUUCGAUACUGACAGAUAACUAAUUCAUAAGCGUAAGGUGUUACUUUGACGCAACACGAAAUUCUCUUCACUAAUUUACAAGGUAAUAUAUAAUGGAGAAUUGCUAGUAAGUGAAGAUUUUGGGUUUAAAACUAACUUGACUGAUGCCACUGCAUCAACUCCGUCACUCGGUCCUAUCUUCCUAACUACUAAAAAAGUCUAGUCUAAAUUUAGGGGUCACUUAGCUCCUUACACGCACAACAAUAUUUUCUCAAGGAAAGUCCUAAUAAUAGAAAUAGGUAAUAAUAUGAUUUCGAGUGCAAUUUGGUGUAAAUAAUUUGGCGUGCACGUGGUAUUUUUAAUUUGCACUCGUGUUACAACUUUGCACCCAUGUUGCAUGAGAAUGCACUCGUUUUCAGCCAACUAGAAGCGCGUAAUUUUUUCAUAUACAUUAUUAAUAUGCUAACGAUGCGUUUUGGUACGAUAGGUGGUCAUGCUGAAGUCAUUUUCAAAGAUGUUCGAGUACCAAAAGAUAAUCUCUUAUUGGGACCUGGGAGAGGGUUUGAGAUUGCCCAGGUUAGUAAUAAAAUAAAAAAAUCAGAAUUUUCCGCCUCUGUCUCCUCUUCCUCUCAACUGAGCGGCUUUUUUUUUGCCUCUUACCCUCCCGCUCUCUUUCUUCCUUCGUCUUCACCGUAUUUAUAUUUCUCUAUCUCUCUUCUCUCAUCUCUUUCACUAUGAGUCCAUGUUUCACUUGCUUGAUUGAGCUUUCUUAUAUCAAUCCCAUUGAAAUAUAAAUGAACUCUUUGAUAACGUGGUGGACAUUUCAGGGUCGCUUGGGCCCAGGUCGUAUUCACCACUGUAUGCGUCUGAUAGGACAGGCCGAGAGAUCCCUGGAGCUAAUGAUCGAGAGGGUAAGUAGUCGUUGUUGUCGGUAACUCGUUUUUGUACCAAAUAUUACCAUAACAUUGUUUCAUACAAUGCUUUUUUAAAUUACGCAUUCAUGUAGGUCAAAAGAAGAGUGGCUUUCGGCAAACCUCUUGUAGAGCAAGGAACUAUUUUGCAAGACAUUGCUGAGUCUAGAAUAGAAAUCGAACAAGUCAGGUGGGCAAAAUAAGACAGAGUGUACUGUUAACCUCGCGUUGUUGUGUCUCUAUUUUCUCUAUCAGUUCAGUGAUAGAUUCAGUGAUUUAAAACCUGUCCGAAUCCUCUGCACAAGGCUAGUGGAUAUCUUCUUGAUUUUACUGCCGAGUUCUUUCAUUCUACUAGCACCUUAUGAAUAUCAGGAAAGGAACUUUAGAGUUCUAUUUCUAAGGAAUAUUUGACCUGUGUGCAUUUAUUUAGAAUGUCAAGACACUUCACUAUUCAGUUUUAAUUGAUUUAUCUUGUUUUGCAGACUUCUGACCCUAAAAGCUGCUCAUCUAAUGGAUACAGUAGGAAAUAAGGUAGAAAUCCGUGUCAAGUAGGAGUCCAUAACAUUCCUCCAGUCUGAUCAUUUUUAUCGCUUUUUUUAGGCCGCUGCACCGGAGAUCGCUAUGAUUAAAGUUGUCGCUCCGAGAAUGGCUCAAAAUGUCGUUGACAGAGCAAUGCAGGUUUGUAAAACAACUUGUUGAAGCUUGUGCCGUAAAUGUGUAAAGACCCAGUAACCAUGAGGCAUUGCGCUAUAUAAGUAACGACAUGAUUCAAAAUCAUUGGCUGACUUAGGCUAGCAAUAUAACAGUCGAAAUGUCGCGAUCUUCAAUUGAUAGCGUGACUCUACAGUUGAUAUUGACUGUAAAUUGUGAGAUAAACGACCUAACGUUCAUUUAUGAUCAUAUCAUUUUCACAAAUAUCUCACAGGCAUUUGGUGGUGCAGGUCUUUCUUCCGAUCAGCCGCUGGCUCAGUUUUGGUCGUGGGCUCGUGUUCUCCGACUCGCGGACGGCCCUGACGAGGUGCAUCUUGGGGCAUUGGCCAAGCGAGAAGUAAAGAAAACCAUGGGCAAGGACCAAUAAAUACAAUAGUUGUCACGGUGGGGUAGGGGUUGGGAUGAAUUGUUACACAUAUGCUCUACUACUACCAUAAUAGUUAAGUCCCAAAAUUCGAGUUUUCGCUGUAUAUGUUAAAGUUAACUUUGCAUUCUUUGACACUAACUGGAUCGAACAAAGCGAAAUCGAGGAAUCCAGAGGUUUUGAUAAAAAAUAUUAACUCCAAAUAAUAUAAUCCAUUAUGAUUAAGUUUCAAUCCCACCGCUACUAAUUUUUCAACUGCCUUCAAAAUUCGACAAUAAUUUGCAUAGUGUUCAAUUUUUGCCUAGAGGAUUGUGGGUCCUAGUGGUGAAGUUCAAUGAAAACACGAUAUGCAUCAUUGACAAUUGGAAAAAGCAAGUAAGACUUGAAAGGGGCGAUUUAAUGCGAUGCGUCGAUCAAUUCGAAGUUUCAAAAUCGCCCCCUCUUCCCUGAGAAAUCCUAACUUUCUACACAUUGACGAAGCUUUGAAACCUAGAUGUUGUAGACCUUUUCUUUUGGACCGUUCGUUCGCGAAAGACUUGACACUUUUUGUUAAAAUUCCUCACCCCUUGUUCACUGCCCUGGGGGAGGAUGUUGAAGCUUUAAAUUUAUUGGCACACAACCUUGUAAUGUAGAUGGUACUUUAUUUCCGUAAGUAAGCUUCGUGAGAAGACACUUUUUCCCUUCAUGGGAAAUAUUUUCUUCAGAAGAGGCUAAAUUUUUUCAGGCAGAAGUGAAUUAAACCUUUCUCUGUAGUCAGUCGUUACAGCGAUUGAAAGCCUAGGAAAUGGCAAAUAGUGGAAUUAACUAUUUUUGCAGACAAACGAUUAUCGCUUUGUAACUCAAUGCUUCAUGGUGAAAAUAAAGUGUUAGAUAGGUCGAUUUUGGUCUUUGGUCAAAUUUUCC